Procambarus clarkii (red swamp crayfish) is the source of this 2112-nucleotide messenger RNA. Its product is annotated as collagen alpha-1(III) chain-like. The record is from RefSeq and is a predicted model, not a curated record. NCBI's taxonomy places the organism in Eukaryota, Metazoa, Arthropoda, Malacostraca, Decapoda, Cambaridae.
AUGCCGGGGCCCCACGGAGCCCACCUCAUGCCGGGGUCCCACGGAGCCCACCUCAAGCCUGGACCCCACGGAGCCCACCUCAUGCCGGGGCCCCACGGAGCCCACCUCAAGCCGGGGCCCCACGGAGCCCACCUCAUGCCGGGGUCCCACGGAGCCCACCUCAAGCCGGGGCCCCACGGAGCCCACCUCAAGCCGGGGCCCCACGGAGCCCACCUCAUGCCAGGGGUCCCACGGAGCCCACCUCAAGCCGGGGUCCCACGGAGCCCACCUCAUGCCAGGGGUCCCACGGAGCCCACCUCAAGCCGGGGCCCCACGGAGCCCACCUCAUGCCGGGGUCCCACGGAGCCCACCUCAAGCCGGGGCCCCACGGAGCCCACCUCAUGCCGGGGUCCCACGGAGCCCACCUCAUGCCGGGGCCCCACGGAGCCCACCUCAUGCCAGGGGUCCCACGGAGCCCACCUCAAGCCGGGGCCCCAUGGAGCCCACCUCAUGCCGGGGCCCCACGGAGCCCACCUCAAGCCGGGGCCCCAUGGAGCCCACCUCAUGCCGGGGGCCCCACGGAGCCCACCUCAUGCCGGGGUCCCACGGAGCCCACCUCAAGCCGGGGCCCCACGGAGCCCACCUCAAGCCGGGGCCCCACGGAGCCCACCUCAUGCCGGGGCCCACGGAGCCCACCUCAUGCCAGGGGUCCCACGGAGCCCACCUCAUGCCGGGGGCCCCAUGGAGCCCACCUCAUGCCGGGGCCCCACGGAGCCCACCUCAUGCCGGGGUCCCACGGAGCCCACCUCAUGCCGGGGUCCCACGGAGCCCACCUCAUGCCGGGGUCCCACCGGGCCCACCUCAAGCCGGGGGCCCCACGGAGCCCACCUCAUGCCGGGGUCCCACGGAGCCCACCUCAUGCCGGGGUCCCACGGAGCCCACCUCAUGCCGGGGUCCCACGGAGCCCACCUCAAGCCGGGGGCCCCACGGAGCCCACCUCAUACCGGGGGUCCCACGGAGCCCACCUCAUGCCGGGGUCCCACGGAGCCCACCUCAAGCCGGGGGUCCCACGGAGCCCACCUCAUGCCGGGGUCCCACGGAGCCCACCUCAAGCCGGGGGCCCCACGGAGCCCACCUCAUGCCAGGGGUCCCACGGAGCCCACCUCAUGCCAGGGGUCCCACGGAGCCCACCUCAUGCCAGGGGUCCCACGGAGCCCACCUCAUGCCGGGGGUCCCACGGAGCCAACCUCAUGCCGGGGCCCCACGGAGCCCACCUCAUGCCGGGGGCCCCACGGAGCCCACCUCAUGCCGGGGGUCCCACGGAGCCCACCUCAUGCCGGGGCCCCACGGAGCCCACCUCAUGCCGGGGGCCCCACGGAGCCCACCUCAUGCCGGGGGGCCCCACGGAGCCCACCUCAAGCCGGGGCCCCACGGAGCCCACCUCAAGCCGGGGCCCCACGGAGCCCACCUCAUGCCGGGGCCCCACGGAGCCCACCUCAUGCCGGGGGCCCCACUGAGCCCACCUCAAGCCGGGGCCCCACGGAGCCCACCUCAUGCCGGGGUCCCACGGAGCCCACCUCAUGCCGGGGGCCCCACGGAGCCCACCUCAUGCCGGGGGCCCCACGGAGCACACCUCUAGCCGGGGCCCCACGGAGCCCACCUCAUGCCGGGGUCCCACGGAGCCCACCUCAUGCCGGGGUCCCACGGAGCCCACCUCAUGCCGGGGGCCCCACAGAGCCCACCUCAAGCCGGGUCCCACGCCGGCCCACCUCAUGCCAGGGGCCCCACAGAGCCCACCUCAUGCCGGGCCCCACGGAGCCCACCUCAUGCCGGGGGCCCCACGGAGCCCACCUCAAGCCGGGGCCCCACAGAGCCCACCUCAUGCCGGGGCCCCACGGAGCCCACCUCAUGCCGGGGGCCCCACGGAGCCCACCUCAAGCCGGGGCCCCACGGAGCCCACCUCAUGCCGGGGUCCCACGGAGCCCACCUCAUGCCGGGGGCCCCACAGAGCCCACCUCAUGCCGGGGUCCCACGGAGCCCACCUCAUGCCGGGGGCCCCACAGAGCCCACCUCAUGCCAGCGGCUUUCCGAAACAUGUUGAUCAUGAGGCACCAUAAGGCCCCACUAACAUAG